This is a messenger RNA of Glycine soja, 1866 nucleotides long. RefSeq lists its product as uncharacterized. Gene Ontology annotation, biological process: meristem maintenance; meristem development. The record is from RefSeq and is a predicted model, not a curated record. The transcript is spliced from 3 exons. Lineage: Eukaryota; Viridiplantae; Streptophyta; Magnoliopsida; Fabales; Fabaceae. Bases 1 to 1866 code for a protein of 621 amino acids.
AUGGAUGAAUCAUUGUUGAGCAUGAUGGAGGUAAGGGAAGAUUUAAUGGUUUCACCUAUUGGAGACAGUGAACCAGCUUUGAGAAGUGCCUAUUUUCUGAAACCCAUUGCAAAAUCCCUUGAUGGACCAGUUUCUAAGGUUCUUUCAUCUUCUAUGACUAUGUCACUGCCACCCGUGUUUGAACCAAAGGACUGGCCUUUGGUGAUCCAUUUCGACUGGUGGCGCCACACAAAGAAGAAAUGGGUUGAAUGGGUGGAUGCCCUUCAACUCAGGUAUAAAUCAGUGUGGAAGAAAGUUGGCAUCUUUGAAGCCAUAAUGAGCACCAAGUGUUCCAUAGCGAAAGAUCAGAACUUGUGUUUUGGGAUCGCUGAGAAGUGGUGUGCUGAGACAAAUACCUUAUUGUUUCCAUGGGGCAAGGCAACCAUCACAUUGGAGGAUGUGAUGGUGUUGGGGGGUUACCCUGUUAGAACAACACUUCAAAGCCAUGAAAUGAGAGAGGCGGAGAAGAAAUUGAUUCUUGCAAGAGAACAACUUUGGAGGAGGACAAAAGCUAAGGCUUCUUUAUCUGCAUGGAUGGAUGCUUUUGUCAAUAGUGGGAGUGAAGUUGAGCAUGAAGCAUUCCUUGCAACUUGGUUGUCAAUGAUUGGUUUUUCUUCCAAAGGUUUGGUGAGUACGUUGGUUUUCCCUAUAGCUGUUCAUCUUGCUAGAGGGAAUCCCAUUGCUUUGGGACCAGCAGUUUUGGCCAUCAUAUAUAAGGAUUUGACUUUGUUGAAGAACUCAAUAGUCGGUAUGACAAAACAACUAGUACUUGGUGAUAAAUUGGAAUUGGAGGUUACUCUUCAGUCACCUUUUUACUUGGUCCAAAUUUGGGUGUGGGAGAGGUUCAAGAAUUUGCAACCACAGCCCAGGUUGAUCAACCAUGAAGAUCCUAUGAUGUUUAGGUGGUACAAGGUUAAGGCCUUGAAAAUUGACAAUGUGAGAUUGGCACUAGAGUCGGCUAUGGAGCAUUUUUGUUGGCGCCCUUAUGUUCAAUAUGCCGGUAAGUUCAAGGUGUUUUAUCCAGAAAAUGAAACUUUGGUACUAAUUGAUACAGAUUUGGAUAAAGAACCUACGGGACUACUAGUAUCUUUUGCUACAUGCUUGAGAGUUUCUCUGCUUGUUGGUAUUCAGUCUACUAUAAAGAAGUACCUGCCACAUAGAGUUGCUAUGCAAUUUGGAAUGGAUCAAGAUGUUCCAAGUUGCUUGCCUAGAUUUGAUGGGACUAAAGACUUUGCUUGGAAAAAUUACUGCAGGCCCAUAUCUGAUAGGAGUUUGUAUUUUCCUGCUAGGCUUUUUGAGGGUGAUAUUACCACACGUUAUGCAAAGUGGUGGAAGCGAUCUCUAAUGGGUCAUCAGGAUUUUGCAAAGAAUAUGGGUCAUCAGGAUUUUGCAAAGAAUAUGGGUCAUCAGGAUUUUGCAAAGAAUAUUGUGCGACGAAAAAGAAGUCCAAGGUCACCUCAAGUAUCAAAAGCAAACAAAAAUGGGAAUGUUGAUGAUGAUUCAAAUGCUAGGAAACGUAAUAGUGAUGUUGAUGCACCUUCUGGUUUUCUUCUUAAACGUUUGAAAACUGUUUCUUCUGGAAAUUCUGCUCAAGAUGGUACGAUAGCUAAUGAAAGUAUUGAUGCUUAUGUUCCAACAUGUAAGAAUUUGUCCAACCCAAGUUCUUCAGCCUCUACUGCAGAAUAUGAAAAUGUUAAAAGGAUAUCACCACUGACAAAACUGCUUGCAAAAGAUACGGUUGAACCAUUGAUGGGGCGUUUGGAGGAAGAUUUUGAAGAUGCGAAUGGGAGCAAAGAAUCAAGGCUGUCUAAGAAUCAACAGACUUGA